UCAAUGUUAUUGUUGGGAAAAGAAGAACCAGAAAACUGCCAGAGAAGACAAAAAUGGGCUCUAAUGCCCCGAAAACAGUUUGAUUUUGAUUGUUAGCUGAAGCGUUGUCGUUUUUCGCGACUGUGGGAGUGUCGUUUCUGUUUAUCAAGAAUGUCGCAACUGCAGUCGUCUCUAGAUGUCGACCUGGAGCGACUGCCGAGCCUCUCGAAGGAGCAGAUUAAGGAAUACCUAGCGAACAGACUUCCCUUUUUGAAGGAGUGCAUGAAAAGUUCCUCUGCUAAUCCAGGAGAUGCUGUCACGGCCAGCUGCAUUCUCUUCACUCACUGUCUUCCGGUUUUUGACAACAUUUCUGAAGCAGAAAAGAAUUUCCUGUCGCCCGUUCUGCCACUAUUUAGUAAACUUUCUACUGAGAUAUUUACCAACAUAGAAAAUCAGCUGCAAAUCAGGGAAUUGAAUGUAGAUGAUGGCUUGCUGCAAGUGCCUGGUAUCCUUGCCCAAUGCAUCAAUUCUUGCAUCCAUUUUUACGUCAGCUUGGAAGGACUGCAGCCUUUAGACCUGAAAUCUUUCAAAGACAGUUUGUUCCAAGCUGUUGUCAACUUGCUGGAACACUACAGCAACAGCAAAAGGUUUCUAAAUACGAGCUCUGCUGAGGUCUUGAUCGAUCUUUCAAGAGAAGUUUCAGCAGUCCUGUCGAGUCUGAUUGUUUUGUUCAAGGAUAAAGUUAAUUUCGAUGAAACGGAAAGAAAUCAAGAGGCAGACCACAUUUUUGCUAAGACCAUUGAUUUUUUCUUCGACGUCAGCCGUUUUGCUCAGCAGGCCGAGCUAGCCCUGCCGUUGCUGGCAAAAAGUUGGAGAGUUUACCACAGUUUAAUCGCAUUUGUGAGGAGGAACGCAAUUCCAAUUGACUUUGAAGUGAUUCGUCCUGCUAUUUAUUUAAGCGAGCAAGUUUUGCAAUAUGCAGAAAUCUCUCUUGACGAGACGGUUCCUGAUAAUGGUGCUGAGCGGCUCGUGAAAUUUGCUGUGUUUCUUCUACAAAUUUUAAACACAAUGACUGGAGGCAACAUUGAAUCAAGGCUGGUAUCCCGCCUGCGAGACGUUUUUAAGCUCAUUCUAUCCCUUCAAAGAUGGUCAGAGCCAGUUUUACAAACAAGGGAGGCUGCGGUUACCAAUCGACAAAAGAUGGUUAGUCAGGAAAUCGUUGCCCGAGUUAAACUCAUGGUUGAAAAUUUUCUAGACAAACCUGACUUUCCAGAGUGGCUGUUUGACUUGAGAUUUGAGGAUGAACCAGUCCAAGAAUUAAUGCUGGUAGCCACCGUUUUAGAAGAGGUGGGGAUGAAAUGUUCUAAUGAAACAAGCAGAAUCCUCUGGAUUAAUUAUUCAAGAGAUGUUAACAUCUUGAGCACACUCUUCCGCUUGAUUGAUAAAUGUCCUCUGUCCCUGUCCAACUUAGACAGCGGCAUCUACGACUCCUGCCUCUCCUCCGGCUGUCUCUUCCUGGUGUCCUUGGACGCCGAGGAAUUCAUCGUGGCCGAAAAAACGCUGCUGCAAACCCUGUGCGGCUCGUGGGGAACGGCGUGGCCGUGGCUGCUGGCGUCCGACCUGUGGGUGUGUCUGACCAAGAGCAGCAAUUCCACGCAACUGUGUUUGGAGCAUGUGUCCACGCUGCGUUUGCUUUCCGAACAGAUGCCUGUUGGGCCUCAGAGGCGGGUGGUCACCUCCCUUUGCCAGCGGCUGACUGACGUCAUGGCCCAAUUCCCUGGGAAUGGGGAGGUCGAGUCAGGCGAGCCGCUGAUGGACUCUAAAGUGGACCAGGUCAAAGCCCAGAUUGAAGAGUUUCUUGAGCGGCCCUCAGAGGUGUCUUUUCGGCAGUGUUUGGAUGCUGUGGACCUGAUGGGCCGCAAGAAUGUCAGGGUAGAGUUGCUGGAGGUGCUGCUGCGUCUGCUACCCUUCUGCCACGACUUGGAUGAGCUUUCCGAGUGCAUGGGUCUCAAGGUGUUGGCUACCUGCGUGCACUACACUCCUCUCCUGGACGCGCGGGCCCUGGACACCCUGCUGACGAACGUGCCUUUCUUCUGCUCGCCGGCCCUGCGGGUGGCGUCGCUCGAGUUGCUCUGGCGGCUGAGCAGCAGGAGACUGGACGCGUCCUCCGUCGUGCGGCUGGUGUCCGAGGCGUUCAACGACCUGCUGCAGCACCACAGCGUCGUCGUGCGCAAGGCGGCCCUGCAGACGUUCGUCACGUUCGCGCAGUGCUCGCCGCACGAGGACGUCGUCCCAAUGGCAGUGGCCAACAACAAGGCCCUCCAGCUCACCGUGUCCGCCUUCAUCCAGAAGCAGGUGAGUGACAAUUACGGCGUCGACGAGGAAAUGCGGCGGCUGUCCAAAAUCGAGUGGGCCCCCUGUGACGAAAUGAGAGUCGAGAAAAUCGCUGGACUUCGCUUUAAGCCAAAUGAACAAGAUACCCCGCCGCGUCUGCGGACGCCCUCCCCGGAAAAUACCCUUAGCCAGAUGAGUAUUGGCAGUGCGAUCUUUUCCUCGGGGUCACCGGAAGAAAACUCGGCGUGCGACACGCAAGUGGCGGAGCUGACUUCCUUUAUUGAUUCGUUAGUGAAGGAAUUGAAACACGAAAAACUCAGUGCCAAAAACAAAAAGGAAAUCAAAAAAUCCGUCGUUAAGUUGCAAGGACUGUUAGACGACACAUUUUAACACAUGAUGAAAUAAUUAAAAACAAACAUUCCAUUCAAGUCCGUGAUUUCUUUCGUGAAUGAAACCCAUAAAAGGUGAUUUGAAAGGUGGCGGGCUG
This is a messenger RNA of Cloeon dipterum, 2800 nucleotides long. RefSeq lists its product as uncharacterized. The record is from RefSeq and is a predicted model, not a curated record. The coding region runs from base 151 to 2703 and encodes 850 amino acids. The transcript has 14 exons. NCBI's taxonomy places the organism in Eukaryota, Metazoa, Arthropoda, Insecta, Ephemeroptera, Baetidae.